CGCGUGUUUAUAUAUUAUUUUAUCUAUAGAUAAAGUAUGUGAGACUCUUAAGCCGGAAAACAGUCUGUUCCUUAUUGCAAUGCACUAUAUUAUACAGACUUUAAGUCUUCAGAAUAGGAUUUAAAACCUCCGCUUGUCGUUAUUGUCACUUGAUUUAAAGUAACGUAACUGUCAAACAAAACUAUAGCAAAACGUCGAAAGGAGACAAUUGACAAUUAAAAUUAAACUUGAAUUGUUUCAACAUUCAGAUUUCAGUCAGUUACAGCACUUUCAGCGUUCAAAUUCAAUGCACAGCACAGUAUAAGAUCCACAACAUGUUAAUAACGAAAAGCAAGAAAUACCAAAAAAACUAUGUUUUUGAGUAUUAAAAGAAAAUCACACGUAAAUAGCUACGACUAUAGCUAGUACUUGGUGCCCUUAUGCCUUUGUGACUGUACAUUUAAAAUAAAUUAAAAUGCAGAAGAAAGUCAUAUACCUAAUUAUUUUCUUGUUAGUUUCUCUUGCUUUCUGGAUAUAUCGUACUUCAAAUAUAGAAACUGAAACUACUAUUUUAAUAUUACAACAGAAUCAACAAUACAUAAACACAAUUAUAAUAUCUCCUUCAAACUCAACAUGUAGAAAUCCUAUACAUAUAUUAAUCAUAGUUACAUCCUAUGUGGGCCAUAUUGAACUGCGCAGUGCACAUCGCCAAGCAAUGCCUCCAGAUUAUUUGGCUUCCAAAAAUGCUUCCAGAAUAUUUUUGCUAGCUAAAUUACCUUCUGCUGAAAGGUACAUAACACAAGCAGCCAUUGAAGAUGAGAGUAAAGCAUUUGGAGACAUAUUGCAAGGCUCCUUUUAUGAACAUUAUAGAAAUUUGACCUACAAGCACCUUAUGGGACUACAAUGGGCAUCAUCAAAAUGUAGCAAUACCGCAUUCAUUCUAAAAGUUGAUGAUGACACAAUUUUUAACUUUGACAAGACUGUUGAUUAUUUAUUAAGCAUUCCUACUCAAGAUCAAUUUAUUAUGGGAUACAUUUUGAACAACACAUUCCCAAGAAGGAAUAGUAAUAACAAAUGGUUUGUUACAAGGGAAGAAUACCCUAGACAUCAAUACCCAGCUUAUCUCUCUGGCUGGUUUUACAUAGUGAAUCCUAAAACUGCAGAAAUGAUUUGCAGUGAGGCCCCAUACCAUCCAUAUUUUUGGAUAGAUGACAUACUGGUGACAGGGAUUUUGACUGAGUAUCUUAAUAUCAAACUACAACAAUUGCCAAGUGGUUUUUGGUUGGAAUAUUAUGAAUUAGUGGAAUGCUGUAUUAGAGACAUGGUAGAAAAAAAUAUACAAUGCAAAUAUGUUGUAGGACCAAAUGGUGGAAGACAUAACUUAUUAGUUGAAUUUAACAAUGCCUAUAGAAAUUGUAAAACUUCUUGUUCUAGGUCUGACCAACAAAACUUAAAAGAUACAUGUAUUAUGAAAAGGGAUAGAACCAUAUUUAGUGAUGGAAUGGCAGAAGUAAGGAAUAUAGUGUUAUAAUUUAUAGGAAUAUAGUGUUAUAAUUUAUAGGAAUAUAGUGUUAUAAUUUAUAGGAAUAUAGUGUUAUAAUUUAUAGGAAUGUUAAAGAUUUGUGUAAUCAUAUAAUAAUUUCAAUCUGUGAUAAUACUCAUAACUCAUUUAUACCAGUAAUAUUAAAUUUAAGAAAAUAAGUAAUAAAAAAACAGUUGUUCCCCA
Pieris brassicae (large cabbage white) is the source of this 1705-nucleotide messenger RNA. RefSeq names its product beta-1,3-galactosyltransferase 5-like. The transcript has 3 exons. NCBI's taxonomy places the organism in Eukaryota, Metazoa, Arthropoda, Insecta, Lepidoptera, Pieridae. Gene Ontology annotation, molecular function: hexosyltransferase activity. Bases 455 to 1510 code for a protein of 351 amino acids. Gene Ontology annotation, cellular component: membrane. The record is from RefSeq and is a predicted model, not a curated record.